Molecule: messenger RNA, 684 nt
Organism: Scheffersomyces coipomensis
Lineage: Eukaryota; Fungi; Ascomycota; Pichiomycetes; Serinales; Debaryomycetaceae
Exons: 2
Coding region: 1-684 (227 amino acids)
Source: RefSeq, a predicted model, not a curated record
AUGUCUCUGGUAAUGUAUAGAUAUCAUUAUCACUCUAGGUCAGCCAUCAGGUCCUUAACAACAUCAUCAAUCAAACGAUCCAGUUUCAAUCCUCCCUCUCAUUUUACUAAUCCAUAUGAUCCUCCACAAACAUAUGGACAUAAUCAAUCGCCACCAUCAUCACAAACACAACAAACACAACAAUCUUCCUCAUCAUCUAGUUCAUCUCAAUCUUCCAAUGAUAAGACCAAUUCAUUAAAGGAAAUCACCUCAUUAGUAGGGAUGUGUAUCUUAGCCUAUCUCACCAUUGAUAAUUAUACCAAUCGAAUUAAAUUAGAAAAAUUAAUCACAGAAACAACAGCCAUCAAUCUUAAAACAUUACAAAUCCAACAAACCAACUUCUUGAAUGUAAGGAAGAAGAGAGAUUUACAAAUCUUACAAGAAAGAAGAGAUACUGAUAAACGAGAUUUUAAAAUGAGUUUACAUAUUGCAUUAUUACGAAAACAAUUGAAUGAUUUAGAUAUCGAUCCCAUUGAUAUCGACGUUGCCAUUAAAGAAUUCGAAAAGAAUGUUAAAGCAGACAAUUCCAUUAAGAACGUUACCGGUCAAUCCUUAUGGUUAGAUGAUAAUUCAACAUUGAAGUCAUACCUUCCUGAUCCUCAUGAUUAUGAUAAACGAAAGAAUGAAGGUGAUUCAAAAUCUUAA